Molecule: messenger RNA, 414 nt
Organism: Fusarium keratoplasticum
Lineage: Eukaryota; Fungi; Ascomycota; Sordariomycetes; Hypocreales; Nectriaceae
Exons: 2
Coding region: 1-414 (137 amino acids)
Source: RefSeq, a predicted model, not a curated record
AUGGACUUUGGCGAUGAGAGUUACUGGACAAACAUCUGCAAGGCACUGGCUCGCAGCCUGUUUCUCAAUGCUGCCAUCCGCGACCAAGGUGCCAAGGCCGCGAAGGGAACGGGCUCGAUUGUGGAAAACGAAGAUGAUCUGUACCGCACAGUGCACCGCAACCACCACGCGGCAUUGGAACUCGGGAGCUCGAUGGUUGGCAUCAAGCACGAGUGGGUGGUUUUCAGCAAGUUUGCGCACACAGGGUCAAAGCAGUAUCUGCAGACCGUCACAGCCAUUAAGCCAGAAUGGAUUGUUGACCUUCCUUACUUCCAGGACGACAAGCUGGCACGAAAGCGCAACGGCGUUCUUCGACAGCCAUACGUCAAGGAACCCCUCGACCAGGCCCGGGAGAAGGCAGCUUCCGCAACCUAG